UUAUCCCAGCUGGAGCCAUCCCUCUCCUCGGGAACGCCGUGAGCUUUUCCAGGAUUUCCCUUUGGAGUCUCCCGGGAUCUGCUGGAGGGAUCGCUCCGGAGCCAUGGGAUCGGCGGAGGACACGGAGUGGCUGCGCUGGGUGAGCAAAAGAUUUGGGAAUGUCGCUGGGAAGGAGAAGGAAAUCAGCCUGGAAGAGUUCAAAUCUGCCCUGCAGGUCAAGGAGUCCUUCUUUGCCGAGAGGUUUUUUGCGCUCUUCGAUUCCGACGGGAGCGGCUCCCUGAGCCAGGAGGAGCUGCUGGGAUCCCUGCGCCGGCUGCUCCGCGGGAAUUCCAUGGAAAAGCUCCACUUCCUCUUCCAGGUGUACGACGUGGACGGGAGCGGCUCCAUCGACGCCGAGGAGCUGCGGGUGGUGCUCCGGGGGUGUCUCCGGGAGAAUUCCCUGGCCCUUCCCGAGGAGCGGCUCGGGGCCCUGAGCCAGGCCCUGCUCCAGGCCCUGGACCGGGAUCACAGCGGCUCCAUCACCUUCCCGGAGCUGCGGGAGCAGCUGGAGGCGUUCCCCGAGCUCCUGGAGAGCCUGAGCAGCAGGUGGGGACGGGAACUCCGGGAUUUCUGGGAAAGGAUCCCAUGGGGAGCCCACAGCGGGUUGGGAGCAGCUGGAGAGGUUUGGGAUUGGAGCGGAGAUGGGUCGGGAUGGGGCAGGCCCCCCAGUCCCAGCCCUGCUGAGCCCUGGCUGUGCUGCUUUUCCCGGGAAUCCCAUGAGGAUCACCGGGCCGGGAUCUGCUGCUUUUCCCGGGAAUCCCAUGAGGAUCACCGGGCCGGGAUCUGCUGCUUUUCCCGGGAAUCCCGGGUGGAUCACCGAGCCGGGAUCUGCUGCUUUUCCCGGGAAUCCCUCCGGGAUCACCGUGCCCGGUGGUGCUGCCUGGGGCUCUGGGUCGCCACCUCGGCGCUCCUGCUCGCCCUGGGGGCUCUGUGGCACCGGGAGCGCGGCCCGGCCCUGGCACUGGCCCGGGGCUGCGGGCAGAGCCUCAACCUCAACUGCGCCCUGCUGCCCGCGCUGAUGCUGCGGCGCUCCCUGACCCGGCUCCGUUCCACGCCGCUGGCGGAGCUGUUCCCGCUGGAGCUGCACGUGCGGGGCCACGAGCGCGUGGGACACCUGGUGCUGGCCCUGGGGACAGCCCACGCGGGGGCACACCUGGCACGGGCGGGCCUGGCCGGGUCACUGGCCCCGGGUGGCGUUGGUGGCUGUGCCCCGCAGACCGGGCUGGCCCUGCUGGCGCUGCUCCUGCCCAUGCUCGCCUGCUCCAGCCCCUGCGUGCGCCGCGGCGGCCACUUCCAGCUUUUUUACUGGAGCCACCUCUCCUACAUCCCCGUGUGGUUCCUGCUGCUCCUGCACGCUCCCCAAUUCUGGAAGUGGUUCCUCGUUCCCGGCUCCCUGUUCGUGCUGGAGAAGGUUCUGGGCUGGGCGUGGCGCCGGGCGGGGGAUCUGCACAUCCUGGAGGCCAAACUGCUGCCCUCCAAGGUGACCCACCUGGUGAUCCAGAGGCCGAAAUCCUUCCGCUUCCAGCCGGGGGAUUUUGUCUACCUGAACAUCCCGGCCAUCGCCGCCUACGAGUGGCACCCCUUCUCCAUCAGCAGCGCCCCGGAGCAGCCAGAAACCCUCUGGCUGCACAUCCGGGCGCGGGGCCAAUGGACCACCAAGCUCUACGAGUACUUCCAGCAGCGGGAAUCGCACGGCCCGGAGCCGAAUCCGCCCGGGAAGGGCUGGAGGGAGCGGAGGAGCCGGGAACAGGAAGGAUCCGUGGCCUCGGGCAGGGAUGGAGCCGUGGAGCUGACGGCGUUCCGAGCCUCCGGAGCUGCUUUCCCGGGAAAGGACCCGGAGCAGGGGGGCGCCGGGCCCGGGGAGACCCAGCGGAGCUGCAGCGUCAAGUGCUUCCUGGACGGUCCGUACGGAACUCCGAGCCGGCGGAUCUUCACCUCGGAGCACGCCGUCCUCAUCGGGGCCGGCAUCGGGAUCACCCCCUUCGCCUCCAUCCUGCAGAGCAUCAUGUUCCGGUACCGGCGGCGGAAGCAGAGCUGCCCCAGCUGCCAUUUCUCCUGGAGCGAGGAACGGCGGGAUGAGGAGAUGACGCUCCGGAAGGUGGAUUUCAUCUGGAUCACGCGGGACCAGCAGCACCUGCAGUGGUUCCUGGGCCUCCUGGCCAAGCUGGAGACGGAGCAGGCGGAGCUGGAGCCGGGAGGGAAUUUCCUGGAGCUGCAGCUGUACAUGACCUCGGCGCUGGGCUGCGGGGACGUGCGGGCGCUGGGGCUGCAGCUGGCGCUGGAGCUGCUGGCGGCCCGCGAGCAGCGCGAUUCCAUCUCCGGCCUCCGCAGCCGCACCCGGCCCGGCCGCCCCCACUGGGACAAGGUGUUCGGGAAGGUGGCGUUGGAGCGGCGUGGGAAUGUCGCCGUGUUCUUCUGCGGCUCCGCGGCGCUGGCCGGGAUCAUCCGCCGGCACUGCCGCGCCUUCGGCUUCCGCUUCUCCAGGGAAAACUUCUGAGCGGAGCCGGUCCCGGGACGCCCAGCCCGGAUCCGCGGGGACCGGGAGAGAGAGACGGGGCUGGGCCACGGAGCUCUGGGAAUGUUUCCUUCGGAUCCGAGAAAAAAUCGGGAAA
This is a messenger RNA of Taeniopygia guttata (zebra finch), 2651 nucleotides long. NCBI's taxonomy places the organism in Eukaryota, Metazoa, Chordata, Aves, Passeriformes, Estrildidae. The record is from RefSeq and is a predicted model, not a curated record.